This is a messenger RNA of Hemiscyllium ocellatum (epaulette shark), 2266 nucleotides long. RefSeq names its product RALY heterogeneous nuclear ribonucleoprotein (gene raly). The record is from RefSeq and is a predicted model, not a curated record. The transcript has 9 exons. Gene Ontology annotation, cellular component: nucleus. Bases 24 to 923 code for a protein of 299 amino acids. Lineage: Eukaryota; Metazoa; Chordata; Chondrichthyes; Orectolobiformes; Hemiscylliidae. Gene Ontology annotation, molecular function: RNA binding.
CAGCCCUGAGGGCAGUGCCGCUAAUGCGGGUCUUCCACGUUCACCGGGUGGAAGACCUGAGUAUGUCGACCAAACUCCAGACCAGUAACAUCACCAACAAGAAUGACCCUCGGUCGAUUAAUUCCCGCGUCUUUAUCGGAAACCUCAACACGGCGGUGGUGAAGAAGUCUGACGUGGAGACAAUCUUCGGGCAGUACGGCAAGGUGGUGGGCUGCUCUGUGCACAAGGGCUACGCCUUUGUCCAGUACACCAACGAGAGAACGGCACGUGUCGCCGUGGCUGGAGAGAAUCGCCGGGUACUCGCUGGACAGACACUCGAUAUUAACAUGGCUGGAGAACCCAAACCCAAUAGACCCAAAGGAUUGAAGAGACCAAGUUCUGCUGUGUACAGCUCAAGUUACGAUUUUGAUUAUGAUUACUUCAGAGACGACUUUUAUGAGAGAAUGCAUGAAUACUCCAGCCGGCCAGCGCUGAUCCCCCGGGCAAUACCAGUUAAGCGACCCCGGGUGAUUGUCCCCGUGCUACGCAGAGGGAAGUCUGGGAUCCCCCUGAAGUUAAUGGCACGUUCCACAGCCACCACGAAAAACGCCACAAAGUUAAAACUAAAAUCCAACGAACUCCAGCGGAUUAAACUAGAACUCACCCAGAUUAAAUCCAACAUCGACUCGCUGCUGGGAAGGUUGGAGGAGAUAUCCAGGGAGAAAGUGGGUCACACAGAGUCGAGGAAGAAGGCCGAUGAGGUGAGGCCUGAGCUCUCUCACGCAGACUCUGCCUCAGAAACUGCAGAGACGCUGACAGAGGAACCUCUGGGUGACGAUGGGGAAUGUGAGGAACUCGAACAGGGUGAAGCAACUGAAGACAAUGAGUGUGAGGAUGAAAUGGAAACCCAUCACAGAGCAGAAACAGAGACAACAUUAGAAUAGAAGAUUGCAAACUAGUGGUUCCCAGCAGGCUCUGAGUAAUAGGGAAACCACAUGCAACCAACUGAGGAGCUCAACACAAUUUAGAGAGAAAAAAAAUACAGACUACUGCUACCUUCAGCUCAAUUACACCAAGAGGACGAGGGGACAUCUGUAAAACAUUUAAGCAUCUGAUCCUGCGUCACUGAAGAAAGGUUUAAAAACCUGCUGGUGUGCCAUAGAAGUUGCUGCAAGAAACACCACACACCACAGGCAAGACUGUGGGGCUCACUAUCACAGCAAACUCUCUAGGAUUUGUGACAAGUUUCAGAUUGAAAAUUCAUUGCUCCCACUUUCUUGAUAAGUACAAAUGUUGCUGUUGACUUUCAUUGCACAUGAGAAUCCCCGUCACAUAUUUUGUGAAAAGAAUUCCCCUCUCCAAAUUUUCUUUUGCCCUUCUCCCCAAACAUUUCCAAGACACUCAUCAACCAUUUUACUCAUGAAUUAGUAUCUGAGCCAUCUAAGAGCUUUACCUUAUCUUGAUUCAAAUGUUCACUGCCAGGACUGUUCAAGAACUGAACUCCCCACCUAAAUGCUCAAUGACAUCAAGACCAUUAUUACUAGUUUAAAAUUAAGCCAGAAUCAUUCCACUUCUCACACACCCCCACCCCACAACCCUGACUCCCAGGAAUUGCAGUGGGAUAAGUGUAUAAAUCUAACGCCAGACAACUGCCCAUCCACAAUCUCACUGGGUUGCUAACUCUGUCAGAUAUAUUCCUGGAGGUUUCAUCACAUAACUACCUUCAAACAUGCCCAGCCCCUCACUUGGGUCAUUGGCUGUUCAAUACCUCCACUCUUGCAGUACCCAACUUCCCAUCGGCCAAAUGGAAAGCAAAAAAAACAUGGAAGGAAUCCAAUCUGGUAACAAGACUCUGCCUGUAUCUUCCUACCCCAAAUCCUUCUGCAACCAAUAAACAGAAGUGACCAAAAGAAAAUGACAAAUAUGUUUGUAUUAUUUUCUGUCUGAGAUGUAGCUCCUGGAGACUCCAGGGUAAGGGUGGAGAGUUGAUAACCAACUUUCCCCCUGUGAGCCAGAGUAAAACUGGAGGCCCUACCUGUCUGAUAUUACCUAUCUGCAAAGCCCCUCCAUGGUAAGUCGUAUGAGCAUACAUGAAGUAGGAACAGGGGUAGGCCUUUCAGAGAAUUAAAAGUGAAAUUUCAUCCCAUGACAUUAAAACAAACAAUUGGCACAUUGCAAACUGCAUUAUACUCUGCAGACCUGUUUUACCGAAGUGCUUUUGUCCCUGCCUCGAUCAACUCUUCAAACCUUUUAAUUCUUGCCAUUGUUCUGAAUAAGUUUAGCAUUA